ACUUCUGCGAUUGGACUGGCCCCGCGAGGUGGCGUCUGCGCAUUUCCGGCGCAUGCGCGUCGCCCGGCCUAGCCGCGCCGUUGCUCGCGCAUCCUCCGGAUUGGCGUGUAAUUCGCGGCGUUUGCGCGACCCCGUGCGACAUCUGACGCUAGUCUCCAGAACUACGAAUGGUGAAAAGAAUAUUCGUAUCGUUCGAAAAACUGCGUAUUGCUGUCGUUUCAAUCCGUGACUAUCUUCAAACAAGUGACAAUGCCGUAAAUUUUAAAAUUAUUAUGUCUACGCGGAUUAUUUACGUAUUAUCUACGUCAUGUAUAUACAGUAUAUUUUUCCAUGUAGACAAUAUAAACUGCAAUGUAAAAUAUUGCUAAUUAUUAUUCAAGUAUAUAGAAAAAAAUUAAAUUAUAAGAUAAUUACAGUAUUUACUUUGGGUAUUAAGUAUAAAUGUAAUGUUUAAAGGAGAUAAAUUUCAUGAAAUUUUCACUUUAUUAUAUGACAGAUUGAUUUAAUAUUUUAUAACAUUAGAUGUAUCACACGCACCUGAAUACUCUAGGGACAUUAUCUGCUCUUUUUAGCUCCACUUUCUGUAAUCAAGUGUGCUAUAAAUGUAAAAGGUUAUAAACCUUGCUUGUUUCUACGAGAAAAUAAACACGUCUAUUUUUUUUUAAAUAUCAGUUAAUAUAUCAUUAAGAUACGCCUGGCUUUAUGGCAGUGUAAUAUUAGGACUUCUUUGUCUCAUUCACUGAAGAUUUUUCAACAAAUUGUGAACAAAAUUUACUAUUAAGGAGGUUAACGAUAUAUUUUUAAUUAAAGAUAUUUCGUUUAUCACGGAAAUCUUAAGCCUAUUUCAAGUUGAACCACGCAUGUAAAUUUGAUGGCUUUUUCACAAUCGAAUUCGAGAGAAUUACAAAAUAGGAAGAUCUUGGAAGAACUGCAAUUGAAAAAGCAGAUGCUCUUGAAGCAAGGAGUUGCACCAAGUUUGACUUCAUCCUUAGCUGUCUCGUCAACUGGCUCUGUAUCAAGUGUACCUACAACACAAUCUAACGAUGGUAUAGCAAUGAGUGCAUCUCAACGAGCUGCUUUACAUAAUGCACAUGCUGCCUCAUCAGGUUAUUUUGUGACACAGGAUUCUUCUUUUGGAAAUCUGAUAUUACCAGUCCUCCCAAGAUUUGACAUCUGGAGACUCUAUCAAUAGUUCAAACAAACAGAGAUAAUGGCUGCUCUUCGACUUCGUCAAUUAGAAGAUUAUCUUCAACAGCUGGAGGUCUUCGAAAAGCCAAAAGUUUCACUCGAGCAGUAUGCCACUAGCGCACAUAUCGCCUCACAUAUGUUAUAUACUGCACAAUCACAGUUCAAUGAUAUAGAAGGUAAAAGCACAGCGGACUUAGGUUCUGGAUGUGGUGUACUGUCAUUGGGUGCAAAAAUGCUUGGUGCCGAGUAUGUAAUUGGAUUUGAAAUAGAUUCAGAUGCGAUUGACAUACACAAUGUUAACUGCAAAGACAUAGAACUCUAUGUCGAAAUCGUGCAGUGUGAUAUACUGCAAUAUUUACCAGGAAAAUUCGAGAAAUAUUUCGACACAGUCAUAAUGAAUCCACCGUUUGGCACUAAAAACAACGCCGGUAUCGACAUGAAAUUUCUAGAGGUGGCGAUUCGACUCUCGUCCAGCGUAGUUUAUUCGCUGCACAAAAGCAGUACGCGUGAUUAUGUUCUCUCGAGAGCGGCGCAGCUCGGCGCGAAGGGAACAGUAGUGGCCGAACUCAGAUACGAUCUACCGAGAGCCUAUAAAUUUCACAAAAAAGCCUCCGUCGACAUCGAGGUGGAUUUUAUACGAUUCGAGUUAAACCGUUGAUUUACUCGAACGCCAGAUCUAUCUAUUCGAACUUGAUGCCCUGAGCUAAGGGUAGUUCGUUCCCAUGAUUGAUCGUGAUUGUCGCGCGUCGCAUGUAAUGCUUCCAUGCGUCGCUUCCGCUUUCUCGACCACCGCCCGUGGCCUUCUCGCCGCCAAACGCACCGCCUAUCUCGGCGCCGCUGGUGCCGAUGUUGACGUUGACUAUCCCGCAAUCCGAUCCGUGAGGGCCGAUCCACUGUACGAUGCAGACAGCAAGAAUUUCAUGAGAAUUCGGUCAGUGGACAUGCAUAAUUCCGAAAAAUCAGAAUCCCGAAAUUAGAGAAGUGGGACAAUGUUCCGAAAAAUCACAAUCCCGAAAACUGAAUACUAGGACAAUCGAAAUGCAAUUUUUCUGAAAUAUUAAAAGCAUACUAUUGUCCCGAAAAGUCACAAAUCCAAAAACUGAGCACAGGGAAUCCCUCGAAAUAUUGAAGGCAUAAAGUUCUCCCACAAAGUUAUAUGGCAAGUUAUUGAUAACUUCAUGCUUUCACUAUUUUAAGAGUCGUCCCUGUGUUCAGUUUUCGAAAUUGCGACUUUGGGACGAUGUUCCACUUUUAAAAUUUUCGGUUUUUUUUUUUUUUUUUUCGAGACUGUGCAUAUCCACUAUUCAAUAGAACACACUCACAAAGCGUAUUAUCUUAAGCGCGUUGUUGAUUAUAACAUUAGUUUUACCUGAAAUACAUUUCCGAUACUUUUAGUAAAAA
Messenger RNA from Odontomachus brunneus, 2589 nucleotides. Its product is annotated as methyltransferase-like protein 5. Gene Ontology annotation, biological process: rRNA methylation; DNA repair. The transcript has 5 exons. The record is from RefSeq and is a predicted model, not a curated record. Gene Ontology annotation, cellular component: nucleus; SOSS complex. Lineage: Eukaryota; Metazoa; Arthropoda; Insecta; Hymenoptera; Formicidae. Gene Ontology annotation, molecular function: nucleic acid binding; rRNA (adenine-N6-)-methyltransferase activity.